AUGGUGCAGCUACUCAUGGCAAGUUCACACCAAAGUCCUGUGCAAGGUGCAUUGGAUUUGUCCGAAAAAGAUUGGGAAAAAGCCUUUAAAACAAAUGUAACAGGAACAUGGUUGAUGUUAAAGUAUGUUUGUCGUCAUAUGGUUGCUCUUAAUCAAGGAGGAUCCAUAAUCAACAUAUCUUCUUGUGCUGGUCUUGGUCGUACUCAUGAAAUCGGAGCAGUUGCAUAUAUUUCUUCAAAAGCAGCUUUUAAUACCAUGACCAAAGUGAUGGCAAUGGAACUUGGAAAACACAAAAUAAGGGUAAACUCAAUAUGUCCUGGGCUUUUCAAAUCGGAGAUUACGGAGGAACUAUUGAAAAAGAAAUGGCUCAAGAAUGUGGUUUCAAAUAUUGUGCCAUUGAAAGAUUUGGGCACUACGGACCCUGACUUGACAUCACUAGUUAGGUACCUAGUUCAUGGCUCAUCAGACUAUGUGAAUGGUAACAUUUUCAUCGUUGAAGCUGGAUACAUCUUGCCAAGUGUACCACUUUAUUCAUCUCUUUGA
This is a messenger RNA of Lactuca saligna, 543 nucleotides long. Lineage: Eukaryota; Viridiplantae; Streptophyta; Magnoliopsida; Asterales; Asteraceae. The record is from the annotation of a GenBank genome assembly.